GCUUGCUACUCCUCUACUGCGGAAAGCCAUAACGUCUCACCACCUCUUCUACUUGCCCAUUCUCUUAUCCUGCUCAAUUCCACUGUCAGCCAUCUGACCGGAACAUGGCCUGGUUUUCUCCAGGAUACCCACCAUCCACCGUCUUCCGGCCAUGUACGUUAUCAAAGCUCGGGCUCAGAGGCAACUGGCUCUGCAUCUACAACUUUUUUGACUACUGGUCUUCAGGAGACUUAUCUUGAGGGCAGUACGCACGGUUUCCUGCUCGAUUUACUUGGCAUCCCGGUCCUCGAUAAAAUGAUCGACUUGGACCUCUGCCAGCGACCUGAUCCAAACGAUGUACAUAUUAUUCCUGCUAAACUGAAUCUUGAUGUUAUUCAAAAGUCACCUUGUCAGUUACUGGAUAAGGCUUUUCUCGGUUUUAUUGAACUCGCUAAUCUCUGGCUCAAUUCUUCGGGUUCUUCAUCAAAGUCUCUACACAAACCGAGCAAUCCGACCGAUUCCGACAACAUUUUCCUUUUAACGUUUUGUGAUGAGAGUCUUUCUGCUAAAAAGCGACGUAUCUUAAAUUUACUUACAAACUGGACAUCUCGAAGAACAUUUUUGGUAAGUUCAAUAGGAUUUAUCUGA
Protopolystoma xenopodis is the source of this 627-nucleotide messenger RNA. Lineage: Eukaryota; Metazoa; Platyhelminthes; Monogenea; Polystomatidea; Polystomatidae. The record is from the annotation of a GenBank genome assembly.